Cuscuta europaea is the source of this 1429-nucleotide messenger RNA. The record is from the annotation of a GenBank genome assembly. NCBI's taxonomy places the organism in Eukaryota, Viridiplantae, Streptophyta, Magnoliopsida, Solanales, Convolvulaceae.
GAAGUAUCACAUAUUCAUUAGAAUCUUAAUUUUUGCCAUCCCUCUUUUAUUCUCUCUAUCCAACUAACUGAUAUACCUGUCUAUCUAAAUUCAUACUUUCUUAUGUUUAAGCCCACUGCUGCUAACAUCAAGAUCAACCACCCUAAUUACAUUCUAAUCCUAUUCCUUCUUCAAUCUCACUGUUUCUUGAAAUCAAUUGAUAGGAAUAAUUGUUAUUAUUAUUGUAUUCUCCCAUCCAAAUGUCACUAAAUUUCAAUGCCUCUGUUCUUUUUUUGUUCUUCCCGAUAAUCAGGGUGGUCUUUCCAGGAGUAAUGGGUGCUAAUUUUAUGGUGAUUAACAGAUGUGAUUAUACAGUAUGGCCCGGAAUAUUGGGUAAUGCGGGCAGUGCCGGGUUGGGCAGUACCGGAUUCGAACUUCCGCCGGGCGGGUCACGGGCCUUUCAAGUCUCUUCGAGCUGGUCGGGUCGGAUCUGGGGCAGAACCGGCUGCGCAUUUGAUGCCGGAACGGGUCAGGGGAGCUGCGCCACCGCCGACUGCGGCUCCAAUCAAAUAGAGUGUAAUGGCGCCGGCGCGACACCGCCGGCGACACUAGCGGAGUUCACGAUCGGAAAUUCGGGGAGUCAAGAUUUCUACGACGUCAGCCUGGUCGACGGAUACAACUUGCCGAUGCAAGUGGAGGCCAUUGGCGGGUCUGGAGCUUGCGGGUCGACGGGGUGCGCGGCGGAUUUGAACCGGAUGUGCCCGGAGGCGCUGCGGGCCAGGGAUGGGCAGGCGUGCAGCAGCGCGUGCGAAGCGUUUGGGAGUCCGGAAUACUGUUGCAGCGGCGCGUAUGGUUCACCUUCCACGUGUAAGCCGUCGUCGUAUUCGGUGAUGUUCAAAACGGCUUGCCCGAGAUCGUAUAGCUACGCCUACGAUGACGCCACCAGCACUUUUACCUGUUUGGGAGCCGAUUAUAAGAUUACCUUCUGUCCUUCCACCACAAGCCAAAUGCAAAGAUCCUCCUCUACACCUGUACUAUUGCCCUCUCCGGUCAUCGGAAUAUCCUCGACGAGUGUACCUCCGACGGUCAACCAAACUAGCGGUGUUUUGGAUCCCGGCCACCAGGAUGGGUUGGUGAAUGGAUGGAUUCGAGGAAUCAUAGGAGGAGGAGAAUCAUCAUCAUCGGCAAAAAUGUCACAUUUUGCCUUGCAUUACAAGUCACCAUUGACAGCACUUCCCCUACUUAUGCUGAUUUUUCUUCACUUGACUUGUAAUUAAAGUAACUCAUUCUUGAUUUCCCAUUCUUCCAUUUGUAUAAUAUAAUCCACAGACAUGAUGACGUUGGAGGCACGUUUGGGAAAAGGCUCCCAAUUUCAAUCAUGCAUGUAUAAAAGUUAUCUAAUUGGUUGGUUAUUAGCACUUUAUUUGUUGCUGUUUGCAGCUAACUUGUG